AUGGAAGCAAAAAAAAAGAAACUACAAAGAAAUGUUUCUGCAAAAGUAUUUCGUCACGAAUAAGCAAUUGAAAAAUAUAAAAACUAUCAAGCAAACAAGAAUAAUGAUGAAAAAUUAAAUGAUAUGAUGCAUGGUUAAGUACAUAAAGAAUAUGUAUCGAGACCAGGUGAAUUUAUGGUAGUGGCAUCAGGAAAAGUAGAAGAUAAAAAUUAAUUUUUAGACAUUCCUUUAUUUUCUCUCCUUGAUGUAAAAAAAUAAUAUGUAUAUAUAUAAAAAAAUAAAUAAAGGGUACAAAAACAUUUAGUGAAUUAAAAGCUUAAUCAUAAAAAAACAUCUAAUCUAAGCUAUCAUAAUAAACAUAAAAAAAUAAGAUAAAGACGUCCCUAAACAAGUAAAUUAGGCAAUUAUAUAUUAGAUUCAUAAUACUAAAUGAAAAGUAUAAAUGAAGAAGAUAACUUCAUCCAAUUCGAUGAAGCAAAUGAAUCAUUUGACAAUAAUAAUAAAAGAAACAUACAAAGUUAAGAAAUAGAUUUAAUAUAAUAAAACUCAUAAACACGUUUUACUAAAAACAUAAAAAUUAUAUUAGAUAAAUAACAUAUUAACUUCUUAUCUCCAACAACAAAAGUAAUGAAAAUGGUUGUCGAAAAUAAUGUCAAAAAAGAAGGAUCUCCAGAUAAGAAAUUAAUAGAAAUGCUAAAUAGAGUUAAUUCUGCAAAAAUAAAACCGCUGAGACCCAUAUCUUCAAUUUAGAUGUUUAACAACGGGGGUCCUAGACCUAUUUCGGCUUAAUUCAUAAUUUAAAAUUUGUAAGGUGAAAACGCUGAAAGAGCAACUGAAUCAAAAUUAGUUUAAGAUGCCUUACUUAGAGAAUAGAAAAAUUUAGAUAAAAUAACAAAAAAAAGAAGUAGUUAUUAAUCAUCAGUACCUGAAUAUAAAAGAACUGUCAAACAUAUUACUGGAUAUAAUACAGUAAUAUUAGAACAGGAAGAUUAUGAAAAAAAAUGGAAUUACAACCCUAGUAAUGGUAAAAAGGAAAAUAAUUAUCAAUAAAAAAUAUAAACAGCUAUCGAUUUUACAAAAUAAAGCCCAUAUUUAAGAGGAAAUUUAAAUGCAGAGAAAUUGAUUAUGAAGCAAAAGGGAAUAGAUUAUGAAAACCAAGUUUAAGUACAAGAAAUUAUGGAUAUUAAAUAAGGGAAUUUCUUGCCUUUGGAUUAUUAUAAUUUAGAUGAUGACGAUCUUAAUCCUUAAUAGACUUUAGAGAAAUAUAGAGAGUAAAGUGGGAUUAUUUGGGGUUUUUCGAAGUAUUUUGAUAACCACGGAAGCUUUGAAUGGUAGUUGUGUCAAGUUAUUAAAUUUGACAAUGAAAAAGAUCAAUUUUUAAUUUAAUGGGAAUCUAGUAAAUAAAAAUAUGUUUCGAGAGUAAAUUUAAGGUUCAAAAACGAAAAUGAGUAAGAUUUCUAAAGAAAACUUUAAGCAGCUGAAUAUUAUAGAGAUAUGAGUGAAAUUUAUUUAAAAUAUAACUAUAUUAUAGAUACUAUGGAAACUGAAACAUCUGAAAUUAAUAAAGAAUGUAUAGAAAGAAUAAAAGUACUUGUCGCAGGAUUUACUUUUAAAUUAAAUUAAUUAAGAGAUCCUUUAAAAUAUUUUAAAUUAGAAUCUUCAAUAAAAUAUAAUAUGAAACGUUAAUUAGUCCCUAAGCAAAUUGUAAAUUGUGAAAAAAGGUCUGAAGAGUAAUUAAAAUAACAUGAAAACUAAAAGGAAAAUUCGAUAAAAAGGCAAGCAAAUUAAAAUUCACCUGUCUUAUAAAAAAACACCUCGAAUUCCGAACUAGAUAAAAACAGAAAACAGCAAGUUCCAAAACAAACUAUAAUCCAAUAAGGCAAAACAGUUGAAGAAAUAUUUUUAGAAAAAAGAUUUAAACAAAAUGUUAUAUAAUAACUCGUGGAAGAUAUAAAAAAAGAGUUUAUACGCGCAAACCAUAAAGUAGAGUAUAAUAAUACACUUCCAUAUCAUGAGGAAAGACAAAAAUUAUUUAAAUACAUGCUUUCAGAUGAAUUAUUUGAACCCAUAAUCGAUAAAUAGAGAAAAGAAUCAAACUAAUUAGGCUGUUUAGAUGCAGGAUAUCCAAAUAAUCAUAAGCCAAUUCAUUUUAUCAACUCUUUUAAGAAAAUGAGCUAGGUUAUGCAUGUUGCUAAUAAAGAAAGACUUGAAAUUUUAUCUAAUAUGAAUGCUUCUUUGAUGAAUUUUUCGUAAUAAUUGCUUGUUUUGAAUGUUUUUAAAUAUCCUAUUUUUUUAAAUGAUUUCAAAAAAUAAUUCGAAAACAAAUAUUAGGAUGUUAUUAGAGAACUCACAUUGAAAAUUUCUGAUACUAAUAUCGAUAUUAUUAAUAUGGUUAAGGAAGAAAUUAGGAUUGCUUAAAAAAAAAUUAAGAAUUAAUUAGAACAGUCACUACUGAUGAAUAAAAAAAAUAUUACUUCGAUUAAGAGUUGA
Molecule: messenger RNA, 2490 nt
Organism: Ichthyophthirius multifiliis
Lineage: Eukaryota; Ciliophora; Oligohymenophorea; Hymenostomatida
Exons: 4
Source: RefSeq, a predicted model, not a curated record